This is a messenger RNA of Lemur catta (Ring-tailed lemur), 5867 nucleotides long. RefSeq names its product euchromatic histone lysine methyltransferase 1 (gene EHMT1). Gene Ontology annotation, cellular component: nucleus. Lineage: Eukaryota; Metazoa; Chordata; Mammalia; Primates; Lemuridae. The coding region runs from base 927 to 4715 and encodes 1262 amino acids. The record is from RefSeq and is a predicted model, not a curated record. Gene Ontology annotation, molecular function: zinc ion binding; p53 binding; histone H3K9 methyltransferase activity. The transcript is spliced from 27 exons.
CCCACGCCCAGCCUGCAUUACCUUUUCUAUGUUUAGAUAUGUUUUCACACACAGAUACCUUUGUGUUACGGCUGCCUUCAGUAUUCAGGGCAGUAACGUGCUGUACAGGUUUGUAGCCUCGGAGUCGUCUGCGCCUGGGGAGCCUGGGCGUGUAGUAGGCUGUGCCGUCUAGGUUUGCGUAAGUGUGUUCUGUGAUGUUCUCACGGUGAUGAAGUCACCUAAAGACACAUUUCUCAAUAUAUCCCCCUCGUUAAGCAUCACAUGACUGUAUAAGCAAAUGGAUGUGUAGAUGUUUUAGGCUUUUUAUUAUGGAACUUUUUAGACCUAUUCAAAAGUAGAUGUGGUGGCAUAAUGAACACCAUCACUUGUCCCCAGCACUAUCGGUUUUCUCCCCAUGGCCGGUCUUGUGCCAUCUGCACCUCCACUGCUCCCCACCCCGUCUGCAGUUAUUUUGAAGCAACUCUCAGACAUACUUCAUCUGUGAUUAUUUCAGUUAAUGUAAAUAUUCCAGUCAAUAAAUAUCCAGUCAACGUGUAGAUUUCUUAGUUCAAAUUGGGAACCAAAUAUGGUCUAUUCAUUGCUCUUGGUAGAUAAUCUCUUCAGUCUCAGUAUAUUGAUUUCUCUUCCAUGUCUUUAUUUUUCUCUUGCAAUUAAGUUUUGAAGAUAACGGUUCAUUUGUCCCAGUGUUUCCCAUAACCUUGUCUUGCUGAUUGUAUUCUUAUGGUGAUGUUUAAUGUGUCCCUCUGUCCCCUGCAGUUCCUGUCGUUGGCAUUUAAGAUCUAGAGCUGCUGGCUGCUGCUGUCCAGUGUGACGUCCACCAGCCACGUGUGGCUCUUGAGCACUGAGACGUGCAGGCAGUUCCGGCGAAGGGGGAGCCGAAGCAGGAUUGCUGCGUGAAGACCGAGCUGCUGCGAGAAGAGAUAUCUAUGGCUGCCGAUGAAGGUUCCGCAGAGAAGCAGGCGGGAGAGGCCCACAUGGCCGCAGACGGCGAAACCAACGGGUCUUGUGAAAAAAGCGAUGCCAGCAGUCACCUGAAUGCAGCGAAACACACUCAGGAGAGCACAAAAGUCAGCCCACAGGAAGGUACCAAUAAACUAACCCGAAUAGCAGAAAAUGGGAUUUCAGAAAGAGACACAGAAGUGGGAAAGCAAAACCAUGUCCCAACCGACGACUUCGUGCAGACUUCUGUCGUGGGCAGCAACGGAUUCUUCCUGGGUAAAGCGGGCCUGCAGGGGCAGCCCACGAGGACUAGCGGCGCACUGGCCUCCUCGCUUCCUGGCCAUGCUGCAAAAACCCUUCCCGGAGGGGCUGCCAAAGGCAGGACUCCAAGCGCUUUCCCCCAGACGCCCGCCGCAGCAUCGCCUGUGCUCGGGGAAGGGAGUGUGGACGCAGAGGACAGGAAGCCCCCCGCCCCCGGCGCCGAUGUCAAAGUUCACAGGGCACGCAAGACCAUGCCGAAAUCCAUCAUGGGCCUGCAUGCGGCCGGUAAGGACCCCAGAGAAGCUCGAGACCACAAGGAACCAAGAGAGGAGAUCAGCAAAAGCGUUUCUGACUUUGGACGACAGCCGCUCUUAACGCCCUUCCCGUCCCUUCAUCAGUCGCUACCUCAGAACCAAUGCUACGUGGCCACCACGAAGUCACAGACAGCUUGCUUGCCUUUUGUUUUAGCAGCUGCAGUAUCUCGGAAGAAAAAACGAAGAAUGGGAACCUAUAGCCUGGUUCCCAAGAAAAAGACCAAAGUGUUAAAGCAGAGGACGGUGAUUGAGAUGUUUAAGAGUAUCACUCAUUCCACUGUGGGUUCCAAGGGUGACAAGGACCUGGGGGACAGCACCCUCCACGUGAACGGGGAGAGCCUGGAGAUGGACUCGGACGAGGAAGACUCCGAGGAGCUGGAGGAGGACGAAGGGCACGGGGCAGAGCAGGCAGCCGCCUUCCCCACUGAGGACAGCAGGACGUCCAAGGAGAGCAUAUCGGAGACUGACCGCGCCCAGAAGGUGGACGGGGAGUCUGAGGAGGAGCCAGAGUCCGCCGACACUGGGGAGGAAGAGGAAGGCGGUGACGAGUCUGACUUGAGCUCUGAAUCCAGCAUCAAGAAGAAGUUUCUCAAGAGGAAAGGGAAGACCGACAGCCCCUGGGUCAAGCCCGCUAGGAAAAGGAGGCGGAGAAGCAGGAAGAAGCCCAGCAGCGCACUGGGUUCUGAGGCUUAUAAGUCGUCUUCGGGAAGCACAGAGCCCACGGCGCCAGGCGGCAGCACAGGGUAUGUGGAAGUUUCUCUGGACUCCCUGGAGCUGCGCGUCAAAGGGAUCCUGUCCUCGGGAGCUGAAGGGCUGGCCGACGGUCCGGACGCGCCGGAGACGGACGGCCUCCAGGAAGUGCCUCUCUGCAGCUGCCGGAUGGAAACGCCGAAGAGCCGAGAGAUCAGCACCCUGGCCAACAACCAGUGCAUGGCUACCGAGAGUGUGGACCAUGAACUGGGCCGGUGCACCAACAGCGUGGUCAAGUACGAGCUGAUGCGCCCGUCCAACAAGGCGCCCCUCCUGGUGCUGUGUGAAGACCACCGGGGCCGCAUGGUGAAGCACCAGUGCUGUCCUGGCUGCGGCUACUUCUGCACAGCGGGUAAUUUCAUGGAGUGUCAGCCCGAGAGCAGCAUCUCCCACCGUUUCCACAAAGACUGUGCCUCGAGAGUCAACGGUGCCAGCUACUGCCCCCACUGCGGGGAGGAGACCUCCAAGGCCAGAGAGGUGACCAUAGCGAAGGCGGACACCACCUCCACAGUGACGCCGGUGCCCGGGCAGGACAAAGGCUCGGCCCUGGAGGGCAGGGCUGACACCACCACGGGCAGCGCGGCUGGGCCACUGCUGGAUGACAAGCCGCAUGGCACAGGCCCCCAGGCGCCUGAGGGCUUCGAUCCGUCGGGACCCGCUGGGCUCAUCCGGCCGACUCCGGGCCUUUCCCAGGGACCAGGGAAGGAGACCUUGGAGAGCGCCCUGAUUGCUCUGGACUCGGAGAAGCCCAAGAAGCUUCGCUUCCACCCGAAGCAGCUGUACUUCUCCGCCAGGCAGGGGGAGCUGCAGAAGGUGCUGCUCAUGCUGGUUGAUGGCAUCGACCCCAACUUCAAGAUGGAGCACCAGAGUAAGCGCUCGCCCCUGCACGCCGCAGCGGAGGCCGGCCACGUGGACAUCUGCCACAUGCUGGUCCAGGCGGGCGCCAACAUCGACACCUGCUCGGAGGACCAGAGGACCCCGUUGAUGGAGGCAGCGGAAAAUAACCACCUGGAUGCAGUGAAGUACCUCAUCAAGGCUGGGGCGCAGGUGGACCCUAAGGAUGCAGAAGGCUCCACGUGUUUGCACUUGGCUGCCAAGAAAGGCCACUAUGACGUGGUUCAGUAUCUGCUCUCGAAUGGACAGAUGGAUGUCAACUGCCAGGAUGACGGAGGCUGGACGCCCAUGAUCUGGGCCACUGAGUACAAGCACGUGGACCUCGUGAAGCUGCUGCUGUCCAGGGGCUCGGACAUCAACAUCCGGGACAACGAGGAGAACAUCUGCCUGCACUGGGCCGCGUUCUCCGGCUGCGUGGACAUAGCCGAGAUCCUGCUGGCUGCCAAGUGCGACCUGCACGCCGUGAACGUCCACGGAGACUCGCCCCUGCACAUCGCCGCCCGGGAGAACCGCUACGACUGCGUCGUCCUCUUUCUUUCUCGGGAUUCAGAUGUCACCUUAAAAAACAAGGAAGGAGAGACGCCCCUGCAGUGUGCGAGCCUCAACUCCCAGGUCUGGGGAGCCCUGCAGAUGAGCAAGGCACUGCGAGACUCGGCCCCCGACAAGCCCGUCCCCGUGGAGAAGACGGUGAGCAGAGACAUUGCUCGAGGCUACGAGCGAGUCCCCAUCCCCUGUGUCAACGCGGUGGACGGGGAGCCGUGCCCCAGCAACUACAAGUACGUGUCGCAGAGCUGCGUGACCUCCCCGAUGAACAUCGACAGGAACAUCACCCACCUGCAGUACUGCGUGUGCAUCGACGACUGCUCCUCCAGCAACUGCAUGUGUGGCCAGCUCAGCAUCCGCUGCUGGUACGAUAAGGACGGCCGGCUGCUGCCGGAGUUCAACAUGGCGGAGCCGCCCCUGAUCUUCGAGUGCAACCACGCCUGCUCCUGCUGGAGGAACUGCCGGAACCGCGUGGUGCAGAACGGGCUCAGGGCAAGGCUGCAGCUCUUUCGGACGCGGGACAUGGGCUGGGGCGUGCGGUCCCUGCAGGACAUCCCACUGGGCACCUUUGUCUGCGAGUACGUCGGGGAGCUCAUCUCCGACUCGGAAGCCGACGUUCGGGAAGAAGACUCUUACCUUUUUGAUCUCGACAACAAGGACGGGGACGUCUACUGCAUCGACGCGCGCUUCUACGGCAACGUCAGCCGCUUCAUCAACCACCACUGCGAGCCCAACCUGGUGCCCGUGCGCGUGUUCAUGUCCCACCAGGACCUGCGCUUCCCCAGGAUCGCCUUCUUCAGCGCGCGCCCGAUCGAGGCCGGGGAGCAGCUGGGGUUCGACUACGGGGAGCGCUUCUGGGACAUCAAGGGCAAGCUCUUCAGCUGCCGCUGCGGGUCCCCCAAGUGCCGGCACUCGAGCGCGGCCCUGGCCCAGCGACAGGCCAGCGCGGCCCAGGACGCCCAGGAGAACGGCCUGCCGGACACCAGCUCUGCCGCCGCCGCCGACCCUCUAUGAGCCGCCGGGGCAGCGGGGUGCUCGGGAGCCACUGUCGGAGCGGUUGGGAGAGGAGGGGACUCCGCACCUGUUGCCUGGAGGUCCUGCUUAGGGGCUGUGCCGCUGGCUCCCGGAGGGGUCAGGGGUGAGGCGGCAAGUCCCGCGGGCGGUGUGGACACCUCCCAGACCUGGGGCCUCGCACCUGGGCCAGGUUCGGACGGACGGACGCCUGGGACGGCCGUGCAGCUUUGGAAGAGGCUGGGAUUCCCCGUCGGCGGAACCGUGUGAGUCUGAUGGUGGCUUUGUUGUUGCAAAGUACCUUGUUUCUCCCUCUGAUCUCCGAGGUCCCUGCGCCACCGCUGGGCCGGUGUGUUCUCCUGUCUGGGCCAGACUGUUCUGCGUGUCGCCUGCCAAAGCCGCCGUCGCCGCGAGCUGCUCCGUUAGGCCGCCUGCCCUCCCUCGCCCGCGCAGAGGACGCCUCUCCGCCGCGGCCUUGGAGAGGUCAGGGGCCGAGCCCACCACUAACUUUGGAGAAAACGUGGGUUUGCUUUUUAAAGGAAUCCUAUAUCUAGUCCUAUAUAUCAAACCUCUAACUGACAUUUGUUUUCAAGAAAGCGGUUUGGUGGGUGCAGGCGGACCCCGCACCGGCCCGCCAGUUCUGCUGAUGCUGGCACCUUCUGUUGAUUUUUUUUAAGCCACAUGCUAUGAUGAUGCAUAAACUGAUUUAUUUUCUACCAUUAUGAACAUUAGGACAAACAAAAAAUAAAAAACACAAAACACAGACAACGGUGCUGAUUCUGGUGUGGUUUCUACUCACCACGUGAAAAUAAACUAUCAACUGUAUAAAGAGAACAAAGUGAUUUUAGAAUAAAAUGCAGGAAAAAAACUUUUUUUAAAAUAUUAGUCUUGUAGUGUGAAUAAAUUUGCCGUCACCUUUUGUGUGAGGGCCAGGCAGGUCAUACCCUUUUUUUUGGCAUAUACCUUUUUAAAUACUGUAAUUAGUGCAGUAACAGUGGGGUUUUUUUGUGCGACUCUUCUAAAACAUUCAUAAUGCAGCCAUGUUUAUUUUUUUCUGUUAAAAUGUUUUGACGGUUUUAAGAGCAAUCUUUUGGCUCCGACCAUUUCUUGUUCUGUUUUCAAUGAAAUCAAUAAAAAAAAAAGAAGUACUUUAAA